Molecule: messenger RNA, 5115 nt
Organism: Triplophysa rosa
Lineage: Eukaryota; Metazoa; Chordata; Actinopteri; Cypriniformes; Nemacheilidae
Product: GTPase IMAP family member 8
Exons: 6
Coding region: 96-2501 (801 amino acids)
Molecular function (GO): GTP binding
Source: RefSeq, a predicted model, not a curated record
GUGACACUCCUUAAGCUCAUAUAUAUUUGAAGAACUGAAAGUACAAACUACAAAAACUAGUUUUACUAUAAAACAUCAACCGAGAACAGAAAGAAAUGGACUUGGAUGGUGGCACUCAGAAGCUCUCAGAGUUGAGGAUUGUGUUAAUGGGGUAUAAAGGAGCUGGAAAGAGUUCAGUAGGAAACAUCAUCCUGAACAGAGAAGAGUUUGACCUGAAGAGAACUGCUCAGUGUGUGAAGAGACAGAGAGAAGUAGCAGACAGACACAUCACUGUCAUAGAAGCUCCAGGAUGGUCCCACACUAUACCAGUAUGUGAUAUCCCUGAGUUACUGAAACAAGAGAUUUUACUCAGUUUGUCUCUGUGUCCUCCAGGACCUCACGUUGUUCUACUGGUCAUACGUGUGGACACAUUUUUGGAUGGUGUUAAAAGACAUGUAUUGCACGGGUAUGUUCAGCUGCUCGGUGAGAGAGUCUGGAGUCACACUAUAGUGCUCUUCACUCAUGGAGACUUUCUAGGAGACACAUCUAUAGAGCAACACAUUGAGAGUGAAGGAGAGGAUCUCCGGUGGCUGGUGGAGAAAUGUGGGAACAGAUAUCAAGUUCUCAACAAUAAGAAUAAGAGUGAUGACACUCAGAUCAAACAUCUGCUGGAGAAGAUAGAAGAGACAGUGACACAAAACAACAGCCGCGUUUUGACAAUAAACGAAAAGAUUUUUCAGAGGUUGGAAGAAAUAAAGAGAGCAGAUAAGAGAGCAAAAGAACGAAUGAAGAGAAUGAAGAAACAGAGAGAGGUGACCAGAUCACAGAUGAGUGACACUCAGAAGCUCUCAGAGUUGAGGAUUGUGUUAAUGGGGUGUAAAUAUUCUGGAAAGAGUUCAGUAGGAAACAUCAUCCUGAACAGAGAAGAGUUUGACUUGAAGACUACUGCACAGUGUGUGAAGAGACAGAGAGAAGUAGCAGACAGACACAUCACUGUCAUAGAAGCUCCAGGAUGGUUGUGGAAUGGACCUGUAAAGAAGAGCCCUGAGUUACUGAAACAAGAGAUUUUACUCAGUGUGUCUCUGUGUCCUCCAGGACCUCAUGUUGUUCUACUGGUUAUACCCGGGGACUCUAUAUUCAAAGAUAUUGAGAGAAAAGUAUUGCAGGGGUAUGUGGAUCUUCUCGGUGAGCGAGUCUGGAGUCACACUAUAGUGCUCUUCACCUUUGGUGACUUUCUAGGAGACACAUCUAUAGAGCAACACAUUGAGAGAGAAGGAGAGGAUCUCCAGUGGCUGGUGGAGAAAUGUGGGAACAGAUAUCAUGUUCUCAACAAUAACAACAGCAGUGAUGACACUCAGAUCAAAGAUCUGCUGGAGAAGAUAGAAGAGACAGUGAUGAAAAAGAAUGGCUGCCAUUUUGAAAUAGACAGAAAGAUUUUACAGAGGGUGGAAGAAAUAAAGAGAGCAGAUGAGAGAGCAGAAGAACGAAUGAAGAGGAUGAAGAAACAGAGAGAGAUGAUCAGAUCAAUGACGAGUGACACUCAGAAGCUCUCAGAGUUGAGGAUUGUGUUAAUGGGGUAUAAAUAUUCUGGAAAGAGUUCAGUAGGAAACAUCAUCCUGAACAGAAAAGAAACAGAAAACAGAGAAGAGUUUGACUUGAAGAGAACUGCUCAGUGUGUGAAGAGACAGAGAGAAGUAGCAGACAGACACAUCACUGUCAUAGAAGCUCCAGGAUGGUGGAUGAAUGAACCUGUGAAGAAGAGCCCUGAGUUACUGAAACAAGAGAUUUUACUCAGUGUGUCUCUGUGUCCUCCAGGACCUCAUGUUGUUCUGCUGGUUAUACGUGUGGACAUUAGAUUUAAAGAGACUGAGAGAAAAGUAUUUCAGGGGUAUGUGGAUCUUCUCGGUGAGAGAGUCUGGAGUCACACUAUAGUGCUCUUUAAUCGUGGAGACUUUCUAGGAGACACAUCUAUAGAGCAACACAUUGAGAGAGAAGGAGAGGAUCUCCAGUGGCUGGUGGAGAAAUGUGGGAACAGAUAUCAAGUUCUAAACAAUGAGAAGAGGAGUGAUGACACUCAGAUCAAAGAUCUGCUGGAGAAGAUAGAAGAGACUGUGACACAAAACAAUAGCUGCUGUUUCAAAAUGGAUAGAAAAGCGGAGCAAGAGAGAAUGAAAAAACAUAUUAAGAAGAUAGUCAGAUCACACAUGCUGAGUGAGGAUGAGAUGUCUAAUACAGUCUCUCUGGGAAGUUCUGCCUAUGGUUCAUUCAGAUCUGGAUCAGAUGCAGAUAACAGUUCUAUUUUUGCAUCAUCAUGCUCUAAAGACAGACCUAUCAGCUUUGGAGAGAGUAAGGAUGAGAUGUCUAAUACAGUCUCCCUGGGAAGUUCUGCCUAUAAUUCAUACAGAUCUGGAUCAGAUGCAGACAACAGUUCCAUUUUUGCAUCAUCACGCUCUAAAGACAGACCUAUCAGCUUUGGAGGUGGAUCUGUACACCCAACUUCUGAGUCUGUGGAACAUUCAUGAAUCAAAUGUAAGGGUUGUUUCUCUAUAGUGGAUCAGGCUGUAAGGAAUGUUGAAAUGACUAUAAUGAAAUGUUAACAAGAUGGUGUAUUUCUUUUCAAUUACCACCCUUCUGCUACUUGCUAUAACAACAAUGUAAAUGAGCACAGUGGUGGACCACUGCUAGAACACAACUACAUUGUAGGGUUGUCACGGUACCAUAAUCAUGUCUUACGAUACUAUACCAGCUGAAGUAUCUCGAUACCAAGUAGUAUCACGAUGCUGUGCCAUAUAAUUCAAAUUUAUACAAAAAACACAGAUUUAGAUGAAACAUUUUGUAUUUACUAUAGUAAACUGUAUUAUACUUUGCACUAGAAUAUGUUGUUGUAUUAACUGUAGUAAUUGGAUAAAUUGUAGCAAAUACAUUUACAUUUAGUCAUUUGUAAAUACUAUAAAUACUGUAGUAUACUUAAAUAUUUACUGUGAUAAGACUCAAAAACACUAGUAUCUAUGAGUUUUAGUAGUUUACUGUAGUAAAUACUAAAGUACACUAGAUCAUUUUUCACGUAGGAACUAAUUCAAAUGUUGGACAAAUUUAAUUGAUACAGCAGUCUUUAUAAAUGGAAAUAUUAGGCUUACUUUAAAUGCAGAACUAAAACGGCCAGUAGGUGGCGUCAAUUUUCCACUGAGUUAGUGAAUCAUUUAACCUACUCGUUCAAAUCGCCAAUUUGAAUCAUUAACUCGUCCGAGACAUUCAAAACACACAUUCAUUUUGGAGAUAAACACCGCAAAAAGGCAGAUGUAAGUGUUAAAUUAAUAUUAUUGCGCAUAUGCAACAUUAACUACGAUACUACCGUUUCAAAAAUAGAGAGGCAUCGCGGGUAUUUUGAAGCUUUAGCAUCGCGAUGCUACCGUAGCACCGGUACACCGUGCAACCCUACUACAUUGUAUUGCAAUAUUGUUUAUAUAUAUUAUAUAUGUUAAUAUAUUAUAUCUAUAAAUGUAAAAUAUAUAUAAAUAUAAACAUUAAAUCAAGUGUGUACAUUAGUAAAACAACACAACAUGAAUAAGAUGAAUAUCACCACUACAGCGCAACCUAUAACUAUAUAAGAAAUGCAACUGAUGUUUUUUAAAAGUGUGUUUUAAUCAUUUGAGACCAAAUGUGAUUAAUAUUGGUGUAAGGAGUUAUGAUGUGCUUGUAAACCAGUUCUACUUUUUACAGCAUCAAGUGAAUAUGAAUAAUGUGAAUAACAUAACCACUGAUUAAUGUUUAACUUAUGACCGUAUAUAUAUUGCUUUUGAAAGAAUAUCCAUUAUUGUAGUUCUGAUCAUUAAUGUUAUUGAUUCUAGUGUUAGUACAUCAGGUAAAAUAUAUCCUAUUUUUUUAUAGUUCAAUAGCGCGGUUUGCUAUAUUAUAAACGCAUUCCUUCUAUAUUUAGUGCCAAAUAGGCCUAUAAAAGCUCCUAAAUGGGGUUAGCAUACAUUGUUGGUUUUUAAAUGAUAAAGAUAUAAAUUUAAAACAAAAUAAGUACUUUUUAUGUAGUCUAUUUAUUGGUAAAUGCAGAACACUGAAGAAUGAGACGCAAGAACCAAGGUAUAGCCCAAACAGCUGAAGUUAAAUAUAAGAAAAAUAUGAAUAUAUGAAAACAAAAGCAAAUUGUUUGGGCUUGUUGGUGCAAAUUUACAGAACUUCAAUAAAAAUGAUAACAGAACGAUGCGCAGUUUUAAUAAAAAAUGUGUCAGUAGCCUGUUUUUACUAGGCUAUACUUUAACUGCAAUACAAAAGGCAAUUAUUUUGUUUUACAUGUUUUUGUUUAGAAAAAACAAGCAUGCUCAGGUAGGGUCAAAUCAGUCUGUUAAUAAAAAAUCGCUCCUCCACGUCGUGUACAUCAAGAGACGUACAAGACUUGUUUUGAAGGUUGCUAAGCGAUCAAGUUUAUUAAAGUUCUCUACCAUUGUAACUUUGUGUUGAUCGAUGAAGUCAUUUAAAACUUGCUGCAUUUAGAGGCGACAUAUUCUGUCUCAAUUUCAGUUUACAUGCUCGGGACACAUACAAACACUCGAGACCUCCGAAGAGUACAGCGGAUAGUUCGGACUGUUGAGCGAAUCACUGGUACUACCCUUCCACUGCAAGAACUGUACUCUUCCAGAGUGAGCGAGUAAAAGGGCUCGCAAAAUCUCUCUGGACCCCUCACACCCAGCACACUUUCUCUUUGAACUGCUGCCGUCUGGUCGGCGCUACAGAGCACUGAGCACCAAAACAGCCAAAUAAAGUUUCUUCCUUCAGGCCAUCUGCCCCAUGAACAGUUGAACAGUUAUGUUGUCCCCACUGUUGAAUAAAUAUGUGCAAUACUAAACUACUCAUUUAUACUCAUAUUUAUUUAUUAUACAUAUGUUACUGAUUUAAUAUAUCAUACAGCUAUCCCAUUCCCUUACACAAUUUGUAUAAAGCACCUUAUAACUUGUAUGUAGCACAUGCAUACAAUAUAGCAUCCGCUGCUCUUUUGACAUAUAUUGUUUUUUUCAUAUGUGUAUUGUCUAUUACAUAUAUUUGUUUAUAUUUUGUUACGUCUCGUCACUUGUCACUUUCAACUGUAUUUGGCAGCUUCUGUCACUAAUUCCUCGUGCGUAGAGCACA